AUGGGUUUAAAAGACGUCACAGCCUCCCCUGGUCUGACGAUGUUUUACUCUGUCCCUCAGCUCACAGCGAGGUUUGGCCACCGAGUCAACGCCAACACAAUCUUUUCCUCUCCACCCGUGGAGGCCCAAUGGUCCAAACGGAACUCCAUUCAGUUACACCAUGGUGGCUCCGUCGUGGCCAACAGCACUGAUUCCAACUCUUCAUCUCUCUCCACCACGGCCGUCAAGAGUCUCCAGCGUGGUCAUGUGCCGCGCGGACAGGAUGAGACCGGCAGCGGGGCGUCGGCCGAGGGCGGGGGCGGAAAUCGACUCGGCAUUACUCAUGACGCCAACCCUGACUCUGCCGAGCGGGAGCAUCUGAUUGGCCCGCCGCUGGGCGCCGGUCUGCCCACCUGGCCGGGGCGUCGCCCCCCGAGCUGGGCGCGGCUCGACUUUCAGGAAGAGGACCAGGAGGAAGACAGCGCCCCCCGUUGGAGGAGUGCAAUACUGAAACCCGACGGGACCGUGCUCCAUGCGGAGGACCUGCAGGUGCAAUCACCUCCUGCUGCAGAAACCUCCCUCCCCUUCAGCCAGGCAGACAGCAGCCCCGCCCUCGCAGUGCGCCUGCACAGUGAUUCUGUCGUCCAACAAAACUUCAACAAUGACCAGCUGCCUGUCCCUCCUCGCCCCCAGGAGCUGCAGGGUGGAGACCCCACCUCCUGGACGCUGUCAGACUUUUAUGACUACCUGUCCCCUGACUACUCCACCACUGAGGUUCUCCCCGACGAGGACCCGCCCACCACGGUAGACAUGGCUGAUGAGAACAUGGUUCCUGCCGCAGGCUCAAACUCCCGGUCGCGGGUCCGCGAUGAUGGAGCGUCUGGGGGGUCCGAUUCUGGAGGUUUUCCAGGAUCUGAUGGCUGUGCCCUAGGAUACACACGUAGCAAUGCCACAUGCAGGUCACUGUGUGAGGUAUUCUCUGGGUACUGCUUUAAUGGAGGACAGUGUUACCUGGUGGAGGGUAUUGGGGCUUUCUGCAGGUGUAAUGUACAGGAGUAUAUGUGGAAUAAGGGCUCCAGAUGUGAGUCUGUGAUUACGGAUUUCCAGGUGAUGUGCAUUGCAGUGGGCGGGGCUUCGGUCAUGUUGCUCCUCCUCUUUAUGGUAAUUGUGUUCUUUGCCAAGCGACUACAUCUUCUCAAGGCUGAAAACAGACGAUUGCGCAGACGCAGUAAGUACCGUCCCCAGUCGGAGCAGUUGAAUGAUAAUUUUUCGCUGUCGACGAUCGCGGAGGGCUCCCAGGCAAACGUAAGAACACAAUGUGACUCCCUGCCUAACCUCUCCCAUGAGUCCACUUUGGGUUAUUAUGAUAACAUAGCCUGUCAGGAAGAUUGUGCCAAGCUGGAGGAGCCAGUGAAAAGCCCACCCUCCAAAGAGGACGAGUCCCUGAUCAUCCAGAACUCUGUAACGCCCACACACGAGAACGACAAAGUGGGCGGCGAAGACAACGCUGAUGAGGUAAUAUCGCUGCAGAACAACAUGGUGUAG
Messenger RNA from Chanos chanos (milkfish), 1524 nucleotides. RefSeq names its product chondroitin sulfate proteoglycan 5b (gene cspg5b). The transcript has 6 exons. Gene Ontology annotation, cellular component: synapse. The record is from RefSeq and is a predicted model, not a curated record. NCBI's taxonomy places the organism in Eukaryota, Metazoa, Chordata, Actinopteri, Gonorynchiformes, Chanidae. The coding region runs from base 1 to 1524 and encodes 507 amino acids. Gene Ontology annotation, biological process: cell projection morphogenesis.